Nannizzia gypsea CBS 118893 is the source of this 270-nucleotide messenger RNA. RefSeq lists its product as hypothetical. The transcript is spliced from 6 exons. The record is from RefSeq and is a predicted model, not a curated record. NCBI's taxonomy places the organism in Eukaryota, Fungi, Ascomycota, Eurotiomycetes, Onygenales, Arthrodermataceae. Bases 1 to 270 code for a protein of 89 amino acids.
AUGAAAGGAAGGGGAAGGAAGGAUAUUUGGUUUUAUGUUGUCUUUUCAAUGAGAAUGGCUUUUGGAGAUUCCGCUGUGUCUGCUUCACGUGCUGCCGGGCCGGAUACCGCGGAAGAAAUAACUAAUCAUUUUCCGAGCAAGGUUAUGAAGGUCGCACACCUGAACAACAAUAUCGAAGUCGGCUUGCUUUCUGCUGCUUUCAAACAUGCGUUAUCUCCUCCUUCGUUGGCUGAAGAUGCCUCUCUCAUAGGUUCUCCGCAAGGUCUUUGA